UAAUCCCCCCCAUGCAAUACAGGCGAUAUUGCACAGCCUCCCCGCCCCACGCUCCCGCGGACAGGCACCUGCAGCCCUGCACAAACCAUCUACACUGUGGCAGUUGACCUGAUCUUAUUUGCCUGUGGGGAAAAUGGUUCUUCAGCCAAACUGGGCUUUCUAUCCUCCCAAGAUACAUCCUGGUUGUGCAGCAACUGAGCAGUUCCAUGCUUUCCAACAGGCGAGCAGCAAGCAUGAGCUUGGCAACACGCGACCGUGAGCGCCGGGCCCCCGUGAUCUGAACGGCGUCUUCAGCUGACUUCCCGGUGGUGAGGCACGGCCGGUCCCCUGCCAUGGAGGACUGCCUUCACACCUCCUCCGAAAACCUCUCCAAGCUGGUCAGCUGGGCCCACAGCCAUGGGACCAUCUGCAGCCUCAUCCCCAACCUCAAGCACCUGCUCUCCGAGGGGGCCCACGGCAACCUGACGGCCAUGUGGGGCUGUAGCGCCGGCCAUGCCUACCACUGGCCCCUGGCCGCCACUUGUCGGGCCGGCUCCCAGGAGCGCGUCUGCUUCCAGGACAGCCGCAGCUUCAACUCGGACAGCCCCAGCAUGCUGGGGGUGCCCUCAGAGGCGCAGGCCAGCCCCCUGGAGCGCUACCCAGGCCGGCCAGGGAAGGCCAAGCUGGACUGCACCCGCACGCGCGACUCCUGCGACUUCUCCUACUGCAGCGAGCCGUCGGAGCUGGGCGAGCCCGUGGAGGAGUACGAGGACGAGGCCACCCUCUUCGACAUGGUCUGCGAGUCCUCCGUCACCGACGAGGACAGCGACUUUGAGCCGCACCCCCACCGGGCCCCCGCCGGCCCCCGCAAGCGGCCGGCCGCCAGCCUGCCCACCCCAGCCCAGGCCCAGCCCGCCGACGAGGGCGGCGGCGGCGAGGUCCUCCUCAAGAAGAUCAAGCAGGAGCUCCCCGAGGACUACUACAUCGUGGCCAACGCCGAGCUGACGGCCGGCGCCGACGGGCCGGCCCUGGCCCUGACGCAGAUGUCCAAGCCCAAGCCGCAGGCCCAGGCCGGGCCCUCCUGCCUGGGCCCCGCCAGGGCCCUGCCCCAGCCCGCCACGGGCCCCGAUCCCGACCCGCAGCGUCUCUCCGCCUCCCCCCCUGGCCUGCCCCGGCUGGCCACGCAGAGGCCCCCCCGGGGCCCCCUGGCCUCCCCGGCACGGGGGGCGGGCGGCGGCCCCGCGGCCGCCCUCCAGGUGCCGGCCACCAGCUCCAACGCCACCGUCACCGCUGGCAAACCCAUCAGCAUCCCCCUCUCAGCCCUGCAGCUGCCCGGUCAGGAGGAGCCGCCGGCCACUGAGGAGACCCUCCCGCCUGCCCCGCAGCUGGCCCCGGGCGGCGAGGCGGCCGGCUCGCCCUCGGUGAGCGCCGAGCCUGAGGUCAGCUCCAGCCAGCAGCAGCCCCCCGCCGCCCCCGCCACCACCCCCGAGGCGGCAGCACAGUCGAUGCCAGACCAGGAUGAGAGAGCGGCAGAGCUCAGCAGAGAACAGAACGAGAAGACCAUUCGCAGCACGCAGACGGCUCUCCGCAAUUUCCGAGAGUUCCUCAUCUCCAAGUAUCCCUCUGAGACCCGGGAGAUCUACGUCAUCCCCUGCAAAGAGCUUGAUGCCUACCUUGCUUCCUUCUUUGUGGAUGCCAGACAAAAGGAUGGGUCUGAAUACGAGCCAAACAGUCUGGCCAACUAUCAGUGUGGGCUGGAGCGGUAUCUCAAAGAGCACAGGUAUGGAUACAGUAUUACGAGGGAUAAGGAGUUCAAGAGGUCCCAGGAAGCUCUAAAGCAAAAGCAGAUAGAGCUGAGGUGUAAGGGAAAAGGAAACAAGCCACACAAAUCCAUGAAGCUCACCUUUGCUGAUGAGCUUAUCCUGCGCAAAAGAGGCUUGUUGAGCCGGUACAAUCCUGAAGGGCUGCUGAACCUUGUCUGGCUGAACAACACUAAGGCAUUUGGACACUGCACGGGUUUCCAUGGGUCCACCCUCAAGUGGGGAGACAUCCGGCUGCGGGUGACAGAGACCGGGUUGGAGUACCUGGAGUGGAUGGGGCCAGACAACGGAGACGUCAAUGCCAAGAGCAAGAGAGGUGGGACGGACUCCCGGGUGUAUGCCACCCAGCAUUCCCCACAGACCUGCCCUGUGCAAGACUACAAGGAGUACGCCCAGAGGCGGCCUCCAGCCAUGCGCUACGAGGACGCACCUUUUUACCUGUCCAUCAAACCUGUUGUCAACUUGGCCGCGCUUCACUGGUACAAUUGCCAAGCCCUGGGGAAAAACAAGCUUGCCAAGAUGGUAAAGACAAUGUGCGAGAAAGGCAACAUCCCCGGCCGGAAGACCAACUUCAGUGUCUAUCAGAGCUGUAGCACCCUCUCAGAAGCACAGAGCAACCAGCUGGUGCUGAUCUGCAAUAACUUGAGCCAGCAGGCUGCCCAGUCCAUGGCAAGCCACUCCAAUACUGGCAACUUCAUAGUGUCAGCAUCCUAUGACUCUUCCUCUGACACGGCUUGAAAGAGGGGUAUCACCCGAACACUUUUUUCUUUUCCUUUUCUUUUCAAGCAUUGAAUUUGUGCCCAAUAAUACACAUCAACUGUGAUUGUACACUAUUCCCCCAUAGCCCUCUCUCCAGUGUUAAUUCACUUUAUAAAAAUAUAUAAAUAUAUAAUAUAUUUUUCUUUUUACAAAUAAGUCAAUAGAAAUAGUUUAGUAUUACUAACAUAGUAUUUAUAGUGUUAAUACAAAAAUGAAAGGUACUUAUGGGUUAUAAUAUAAAUGCAGAUUUUAAAAAGACAAAAAUGGUUCUCAGGCAACACAAGAUAGACUGGAAAUACCAUUUUUAACAUGCACACAUCAAUGAGUGUAAAUCCCCAGGGAGGCUUACGUAGCAAUUCUAUUUUAAAGCAUUUUUUUAACUUCUUAUUUUAACAUGACCUCCCAGAGUGGAGGAGACAAACUUAUCCCUGGCUGCUGCUUCUUACCUGCUGGCUUAUUCUUGAUCAGGAAGACCAAGAAAUAAGAGAUACAUCAAUGUAAGUUCAUGAAACCAUUUGCAACAUUUUUCGUCUUUUUUAUUUUGUUUCCUGAGGCUUAUUUAUGCUAAAUGGGAAAAAAAUUGUGAAGUCAGCUAAAGGCUAUUUUUAACUUUUGUUUUUGUUGAUUUUCUGUGAUCAAAAUGUUGCUGGUCUUUAGACUAAAAAGUAUUGUUUUCAACAAUAUGCAAAAGUAUAAUGGCGAAACCACUGUCAUACACAUAAUUUUAACUGUUUAAGCACGGGUUGUUGGUAUUUUGUCACUGUGUAUAUUUAAUGUAAAAUCUACUGACUUAGAGCCACUCUUUCAGUUUUCUGGGGAAUGCAACAGUGCAGAAAAAUCCACAAUCUUAUCCCAAACUGUACAGAAAAAAAUGCAUCAGAUAUGUCUUAAGCCAUCAUUUGAAAUCCACAAAAAAAUAGCACAGACAGUGUAAUGAUAAUUUCAUAUUUACUACAGAAAAUUAAAAAGCUGGAUAGUUUUAAGUGCUGGAAAAUAAAUUUAAGUCAGCUACACAUAAUCUUUUUCCAUUGCAGAUAGUGGGAAAUGUGCAUGUGAAUCUGAAGGCAGAAUUUGGUCCUUAAAACCUUGAAAUAAUGAAUGCUACUGUUCCAACAUUUGACUUUGCAACAUAAUUAUUCUUCUUCUCUAAGUAUGGAGAAAACUCUAACAAAAUCAGUAUUUCAGUGAAUGAUUAUAGUUCAUGACCUUUAAAAUUAUGUAUGGUACUUCUCAAGUAAUUCAGCUUAGUUUAUGUUCCACUAGUACGUCCUAGGGCUGUGAUGAGGCUUUAGAUGAAUCCGCUGGGGUGAUCUAAUGCCCACUGAAGUCAAUGAAAGAGUCGACCUCAGCUGACUUCCAUGGGUGUUGGAUCAAACUGUUACUGAGGGGCUUUUUUGUUUUGAGGUUUUUUAUUGUUGUGGUUUUUUAUACUUGUUUGUCUUUAUUCCUUCACAUUCCUGCAUAUCCUUCAUAUUCUUUAGAUCUGCAACUGUGUAGUGACUUUAAUCAUCACUAAUUCCAAAGAAAGGGUGAAACAAAGGUAGCAGGCAGAAAUAAAAAUAACCCACCUGGCACCAUUUAAAACCCAUUUUCUGUGUUGGUAAUAUAAAAUGUUCCUGUGUGCGAGGAAGGUGGCAGAAUGCCUGUACCUCACUUAAGCCUUAUUGAAGGUCUGUUUUGGGGAUGGGGAAGGUAGCAGAUGUACCCCUGGAAGGUCUCAGAGCAGAGAUUUCCACUGUAACAAACAUCUGUCCUCCCACAAAGCUUCCUGCAGGUGAAACAGCCUGGCUGUGAUCUCUUUGUGGUCCGCAUGUAGCAAAGCUGGUACAAAAUCAGGGUUUCCUGUGUGCCAGCUGUCCCAGGGUCUUGCAUGCCAUGGCAGUGUAACCACCAAAUCUACAGCCUCUGAGUUACUGGCCGCUGCCUCUCAGGGCUGUAGGGUAGGCAGUGGGUUGGUGAGCACAGGCGGUCAUUCAUACUGCAGAGCUAUGCUUUUGUGACUUGGUUUUGGGGCUUGAGACCAAAUCAUGACACUACUGAGGUGAGUGCAAGCUGUGUCCAUUACUUUCAGUGCCAUGGCAAAUCUGACUUGUAAGUGAAGGAGAGGGAAGCACAAAAAGACUUUGGGUGCAGCCAGCAAGACAGCUGCCCAGCUUCCAGCUGAGGCCAUCCAUCUGAUUGCUGUUUGCAUAGCCUUGCUUUUUCAUGGCAGUGCUUUUAAUGUGGGACAGUUAAAAAUAGUUUUGCAAGGCCCGUGCCGCUCUCUGUGGGAUUUCUUUGCUGUUUCUCACUGAGGACUCAACGCAGCUGCCCUUAGUAUGUGCUGGAGUGUGGGGGGUCCCAUGCCAAGGAGUUCCCUAGGGGUGCCAGGGGAGAGCUCAACUACAGAGCCAACCUCUAGGAAGACCUUUGAUCUCUGUUUCACCCCCACUGGCAUUCAUCUCAGUACUUCCAGUGGUUGCUGUUGCAGGAUCUGACCUACUUCCCCACCUUGCCUUUCCUGUGUUGCAACACGAGGCUGGAUAUCAGCUGGCCUUUGUGGGGCAGCAGAUCUCUGCUUCCCACCUCUCCUCCCCUGCCCAACCACCCCUCUGCGCUGGGAAGAGAUGCCUUGAUCUUGUAGGGAAAAGAAGCCACUGCAAGGUGUGGCUGUCUCAUGUCUCACCUCAAGCCCCACAUGGCAGGAAACCAGACUUUAUAACCAAAUUGCUUCUGACACUAUUAUCAGGCUCAGAGCUUGGGAAUGGUUCACAUCUUCUGUGGGUAUGCCUUAGGCAUGUUGCCUCAAAGUGGGCUAUUUUGUGUGGGCUGCUUAGUGUGGUAAUUCCACAAUUCUUGUCUCCAAGGAGGCAGAUCACUGGCUGCAGAUGUGCCAUGCUGCAAGCAGGUCUCUGAAGCAGUGCUUCACAUCAGUGCUGCAGUUCAGCCCCAGCACAGAUGUCGGCUCCACUGGCAGGAGCCAAAAAUGCUCAGAGUGACCCAGAAGAAAGAAGGCAGGCACUCUUGGGUUUUGAGCUGGGAGGUAAUAAAAAGCAUUUCCCGUGACUUCUUGGCUCCACAUACUGUCCCAGUUAUUGUUUACCACAGUGUGAGGAUGGUUUGUGCUAAUGUCCAGCCCAUGCACUGGGUGAGGCAAUGUCUCUGAUACCUUUGGCUUAGGAGGGCACAUCAGCAACUUUUGCAUGUCUGGCUGGGGGAUAAGCUGUGCAGUAUGUGUGCUUACUGUGAUAGCCUCAAUAUUAUAGGGGUGGUUUUGUUCUGCUUUGCAACAUCUCUAGUAACUCUGGCUUCCAGUUGGUGCUGAUGGCAGAUUGCCUGGCAAAUUCUGACGGGGCAGCCCCAAAUAGACUACUUGUUGAAGCAGUUAAACACAUAUGGCCAGAAUAUGAUACCCAAGUAAUAUCAUACUCCAAAAAUAAAUUUAAUAGCUUUGAAGGGCAUUUAGCACAACAUAUUACCCAGUCUUCAUUUGUGGACAGUUGCAAGGAAUUGAGUGCCCACAGCUUUAUGAAUUACCAUUUGUAUUAAGGCCCUGGGAGGGUUGUUGACCAACUGGGAGGAAGACUUCUGAUGUAAACCACUUUCAUGGUUUUGUCUCAUGCUGGCGGGAGAGCAGAUGUCCCAGUCACUGUGGCUUAGCUGACAGGUGACAACUCAGUUGCUUGUAAUUGUCUCCCAGUACUCCAACUGAGGGUGUCAGACCUGCGCCACCAGCAAGUUGCAAGCUCACUGUGGUGGUGUACAGUUUCCCUAGUGCAAAGACAUGGCAGUGUGGCCAGGGGCUAGUACUGCCAACUCUUACAAGUCUUCCUCUCUGCCUAAGCAAAGGAUUGGGGUCUCCUGCCAUGGCUCUUGAUACCGAAUACCUUUUACCAUGAAAUCAAAAGGGCAGCUGGCAAAACACGGUACUGCUCCCGUCCAGCACAGCCUAUAAACUGGUGGUUGGGUGGAGUGGCUUACGGUUAGGCACUGCAGUGCUCCUGACUACAUUGUGCUCCGGUGUAGAAGUUGAGGUUUUGCCCCACAGUAAGGCUGUGAUUUCCCUGGGGUGUAGAUAGGGGUAGCUGGCUCCAAAAUGGGGCUCACUUUUCUCUUUUCCUUUUGCCUUCCUUUUUUCCUGCCACUCACCUUUCUUUCAUCUGAUGUCAGACCUCUUCAGAGAGUCCUUUCAACUCACUAGCCCAGCAGAAAAUGCAGCAGAAAAAGGGGGCAGUCAGAUAAUUUUCUGCCAGAUUACUGAGUUGAAUCUGCUCACAAAUUGAGAUGCAGAGCCAGUAGAGGAGACAGAGGAAGUUGUUCCCUUACCAGUAUCACAGAGUCAUUAGCCUGGCUCAGCUACUGCAGCCUUGGAAACUCAUGAAAAGGGUAAUGCAGAUUGAGACCCUUCUGAAUCAUUUGCAGACAUAUUGGUUGCCUUCAGAACCAUCUACCAGCUUGUGGGAGGUUUGCUCUGUGCUACCAAGAGCAAAAUUUGGCCUUGAACUUAAGAAAAAGGCUGAGUACCAAAGCACAGGCCUGCACACAGUGCGAAGGAGUCUGCACCAAUGUUAGCGCAGGCUUUCCCACGUGGCCUUCUCAUGACACCAAACCAAGAGUCAGACAUGGGGAUUAUACAUGGAUGUCACUGGACUGAUCUGGAUGCAGCUGUGCACAAUACAUGCACUUGGAUCUGUUCACGUGAUUGCACAUUUAGCUGGCAGAGCCGUGAGCACUUGGAUGGCUUAAGCUCUGUUCUAUUAGUGACUCAUGCAUGUAUUUAUGAUAUUGUGGGUUUGCACAAUGUACACGUAUUCACACAGGUAGUUGGAACUGAAGUCUUUGAUAUCUGGGUGUUAUAAACUGCCUGUUUAAUUUUCAAAUACAAAUUUAUGCAACAAAAUGUAUUUUUAAGUGCAGGAGAAUGAAAUACUGUUGUAAACUACAUUGUAAACUAAAUUACAAGGGAUAUCCUAAAUAACAUCACAUACCUUGUUCAUUUGCAUAGUGCAAUAAUUCUAUGAUAGCAACAUCCAGACUAUUGACAUAUAGGACAAUCUAACAAUGGAAUCAGUGUCCCUGUUGCACGUUCUCCUUCAUGAAGAACAUCAACACUUUUGAACUGUUUUGUGUUUUUGUUUUUAGAAGUUGCUGUGCACUGGUAUUCAGUCUACAGCAUAGUUGCCCUCUUAGAAAGCUGUGUAGAGAAUGAGAUGCGAGCAACGUGUUGUACUGCUGUGCAUGCUUGUCUCAGAUGUUUGUGACGGGAUCUUGUUCUGCUGCUUGAGCCAGCGAUGUGGGGUGGGAAGAUGGGGAUCAGGAAGAGCAGGUGUUGUGUCACUCUAGAGCCUGGGCUGCCCUAAGGACUGAAACAGCCUUAAAAGAAACUGAGAUUCCUGUUGCACUAGGUUUCCUCCCUGUCCAGCUCAUAUUCCACCAUUCUUGUCACCAUGUCUGAGUACAUCCUGUAAGUGCAUUGACUGACCUGACUAGCAGAUGUGGUGCAUGGGCUGAUCAUUCCUUCUGACAAUAAGCUGCAAGUGACUGUGAUUGACUGACCGGUCUUCCCCAUCCCCGACAUCCCUGCUCCUCUCACCAUCCUUGAUCCUCUAAUAUUCCCCUCUCCCGGCGUCUACACCGUGGGGCAAGGGGAGCGCUUUGUGCAGGGCAGCUCUUGGCUGAGAGCUCCCUCCCUGCCUAUCAAGUGACCUUGUGCUUUGGGGAUAACAUGCUCAGGGCAGACCACCUUGCGUCGGGUACGCGGGGUUUGUGGGAUACUGCACGCGAGCACUCUGGAGGCUCGCGUCUCUCAUGCUGGAAGCGCUCUCCCUCUCUCUUCUCUGCUGCUUUUUGUGAGAGAGCUUUCAAGUCAUGAAAUGAGAUUAAAUUCACUGCUGUGUAGAGGACCAGGCCUACAUCUGUGUGCUGGUUGGUCUUCCAUUGACAUCCCUAAAAUAGGACUGAGAUGACUGGCCCUCAACACCUCAUGGUCUGGGUGACAGGGCAUCGGGACCCCCCUGACUCCCUGAACUCCCAGAGGCAGUGAGAAUGUGUGGGAAGGAGGAGAGCUUACAGGACACAGAAAUGUCAUUUGAUUUGCCUGAAAUGAGCCAAUUCAUGCCUCUGGGUUAGGGUAGAGAAGGACUCAGCUGUUCACUAUGAAACGUGGCAGGAAGUGGGUCUGCACUUCUUAACGAGUGUUCUUUGCUAAAUGUCAGUAUGAAGAGAUGGCUGCUUUGCUGACCUUGUUCUUAAGAGAGAGGAUGUAUUUUCUUUUCUUUCUGUGCUUUCAUGUGUGUGCUGAAUCUGCACUCUCAGUGCUGAGGAGGUGUGUGGAGAGAAGGCAGUCCAGCAUAAAGUGUGGCUAUAUUCCUAGCCAAAAAACUUGAACUAUACCUUCUGGUGAUGGUCCUCAUGUGCUGAGCUGUGCCUUGGCGGCCGGGGACAGUACCACAUCAGCUGGUGUCUCCCGGCACAUCUGUUGGCUCUGUGCAUAGGCAGCAUGGGAGUCACUGCACCACUCUCCAAAAACUGGGAGCCCGGGGAUAGCUUGUCAAGGACACCCCUAUCACCCAGGUGUCUGCAAGCCAAGAAGGGGGAAGGCCCUAAGCACAACUAAAUGAUGGUGCUUUCCCCAUGGACAGCAUAUGACGGGCACGUGAGGCUGCACCAUAUCUCCUCAAGGGUUUUGGAAAGCUAAGGGCCACCAGGGACAUCACUGCUCCGCCUCUUUCACAGCAGCAUAAUUUCAGCCAGCGAUGGAGUGGACCUUCUGAGGACAAGUCAGGUUUCUCCGAGCCCCCGGCAAGUUGUGUGGUUGCACUGCUUCCAGCUCCACUUGUGCAAACCAGGUGCCAGCCCGCUCCUCCCCACUGCACUGUCUCUGGCUGAGGCCCUGUGAUGCUCUGCUGAAGUCGUCCUCCAGCACCUCAGUGCUUCCCAAAAGCAGCAGAGAGGCAUUUACAGCGGUGAAAUGCUGGACAGCUAAAAAGCCCCACAGCUUAGAGACACCUGUGAGCUUGUUGGAAAGUUUGACACUAGCCAUUCACUGGAACAUGUUCAAAGCAGUGGUGAUGUCUAAAGCUUUAAUUCCUAAUCUGACGGGGGAAAAAAUCCAUUUGGCACGAAAUUUGCUCGUUACAUGAACUGAUGGGUUUUUACAUAGUCUCAGUCUCAAGCAAGGAAUUUAUUUCCUCUGUUUUCUCACUGAAUUGGUUAAUGUUAGUUGGUAAUGCAGACAAAAUUCUGUUUGUUUUAUUGUACAAAUGCCAUUAAAUGACUUGUCUGUGCAUUGGAAAUGGACUUACUGUUUCAAAGGGAUUAGGAUGCUUUUACCUAAUCUUUUAUUCUUGUGCUUAGCAUUCAUUACACAGCAGUCACUAGUAUCUGAAAAAAUCAGUACCUUUUCAGAUUACAAUUUGAGCUUUUGUAAUUAAUAGAGGUUUCAUUCACAGUGUUUAAGAGACUGGUGAGGUAGGUGCUAUCAUUGAAAUUCAGUGGGAUAGAGUUUCAGUGGGCAUCAGAAGAGGUGUUUAGCUCUUUCACAACGCUUCAGGAAUCUGCCUUUGCGUUUUUUGGUUACUACUGUUUUAUACAGUCCUUAAGUGUCAAGAAAAUAAUGAAACAGCCAAGUGAGGGGAAAAGAAUCAAUAAAAUGGAAAAUAUUUUGGACAAAAAUAGUGUAUUUUUCUUACACUAGAAAACUAAACUUUUAAAAUUAAUUUUACAGCUAUGAUCUUUGCCACUUCAGCUGUUACUUUCGUGAACAAAGAUGACUCUUUAACAUUCCUCAUGCCAAGAAUUUGAUCCGCUUUCUGAAGGCUGUAAUCAUGCCGAGACUGUUCUCCUUACCAUUAUAGCAUGUUCUCAGCUGGCCUAAAUCAUAUGUAGCCUUAAGACCCCUGCCUCACACUGCUCCUGCUAGAAUUCCUUCUUCUCUUCUACUAUCACGCAUUUAAUACACUUACUAUAUGCCAAAUUUCCAGCCUGAAAAGAAGCCAAUGUAGGAGGCACACUGAAGCUUCUGUAUCUUCAGCAGUGGAUGCAAAGUAUAGGUACAGAAGGCAAGGCAAUAGUAACUGGCUUCAAACUGAUUUUGGUAACUUUUGUGUAGGAAGGCAGAUCUCCUAGUGACUCUGAGGCUGAAGGUGCACUGAACAAUGACUGCAGAGUAAAUCACUUUGUGGAGGCCUUUGUUUUCUGCAUGGUGCUUAUAGUUCAGAUCUUGCAAGCUUUGCCUUCUGUGGGAGCUUUCUCUGUGAGCAGCUUGAAAGACUGGGUUCUCUGCAGAAGGCUAGGUGCCUGGAUGUGAAAUGCAGGUGCAGAAAUACCCAGAGCGUUCAGGGGUGUGCAGACAAAAUGUGACAUGAAAGGUCUUAAUGGAGUCUGAAAGCAGUAAGGGGAAGAAAUGUUGAGAACCUGGUUUUGCUCCUGUUAAUGGCAGUGCCAGCAAGCCGGGUGGUGCUGCUGGAGAGGAUUUGGUGCCAGUUCUGCAGACCACUGUGAGAAAUGCAUGCCUGUGCCCCCAGCUUCCACCCAGCUCGGGCUGUUAACUGCACUUAGCUGUAAGCACAUGACUAGCCCCACUGGGACAAAUGGGUUUGAAGUAUGCAGGAAAGGAUGACGCUUGGCCAUAGCUGCGUUGACAGUGUUUGUUUUUGUCUGUGUGACCCGUCUAUCUCAGGGUCAUCUUGAGACCUGUCAGGGUAGACCAUAUAUUCAAGAUUGGAAGAAAAAGAAGUGGCAGAAUAUGUAAGUGUGAUGAAGGUAGUGGAAAGGCAGUGGGAAUACCUGGCAAACACAAUGAAAGAUUUUGUCUUUUUUUCUAAAGAAGGCAAGCAUAAUCCUUAUCCUUUAAUAUCCUACUUUGUUUUACACUGGAAUCAGAAAAUCUUUUCUAUUUGUUUUAAUUAUCUGCUGGUUUUAACUCUGCCUUUGAAAAGCAUUUUUGCUAUGACAACCCUUGGUCUCAUGGUGAGCAGUGCUAGGGAGAAACAGCUAAAGUAAGGCUUUUAUCUUUCCCUGCAUGCAAUGUUUAAUCUUUCUAAUCUUUUAAUGUGCAUCUGUUUUCUCCCAUUUUGUAAAUUGACAAGAUUAGCACUGUUUCUUCCAAAACAGCAAUUGAAAAACAUAUUUUGCUUAAACGUAACCAAAUUUGCACCUAACAAUAUGAAUUCUCCUAAGCAACCAAUUCAUUCUCAGAGUUAAACCUCUCUCUAAGGCUAAAUUCCACUCACUGACUUUAAUGACAACUCAACUUUUUUAAGAACAGUUUGUAAAAAAGUAGAUUUUGUUAAUUCUUUUGUUUUGUUUUAUAAGAGAAAGAUUCACUGUCUUGCCAAAUAAUAAUAAUAAUAAUAAUAAUAAUAAUAAUUUCUAUGCAUUGUGUGAUUCAGUGAUGUUGCUGUUGAAAUUUUGCAUGUUUUCUAAAUGUUCUAGACAUUUGUACGUUUAUGUGGUACUUGUAAAAAUGCUAACCAUUGCUGCUAUAAUCACCGCCAUUGUAGGUAACUGAAAAAUGUACUACGAAGCUGUGCCAGUUAGCAGAUUUUUUUGUGUGUCAUGAUAAAACUCUGCAUCUGCUGUUCAUUUCCUCUUUAAAGCCAGUAUUUAGUGCCUUCUGUAGAAGGAAUCAAUAUGUUGUGGUAGACAGGAGGUGCCAAACUUCUAAUAUCUUGUUCUGCACAGAUGAUCACUUACCAGCUUGAAGCUUAAAAAAAAAAGUAAAAAGAAAAAAAAAAUUCUCUAACGCUCUCUUUAAAGUGUCUUCUCAUUAAUUUUCAUUUGGGAAUAAAACCCUUUAAUAGAGCUGAAAAGAAGCCAUCUUCCCCAGCUAUACCUCCUGCAGCAGCAGUCUGCCAACUGUGAAUGUGAGGGUUAUGAGGGAAUGCGUAGUACCCAAAUGUUCCUGUUGGUAAUGGAUCCAGUGAUUAGCCAAGCCUGUUCAAGUCAUUGUGGAGCAUGCUAAAAUGCCGUUUAAUGAAAGCAAUCCUCUGAUUACCAUAAGAAACUGUUAGCUCUCAUAACAGUUGGGAGCCUGCUCUUGUAAACAAGUGUCAGCCUGGUCAAGUGGUGGAUUCCAGUCCCGGUUCCGCCUCCACUGAAGCCACACAUUGCUGCCAAAUGAGAAUUGGAUGAAAUUCAAGCCCAAGAUUUUUGGUCUCAUUCUUUCCAACUGCUUUCAUGGCAGACAAGCCUUGUUUAUCAAAAAUCUGACAUUGCAUUCAGUUCCUUUUCCACCCUCUGCUUAGAAUCUGGCAAUAUAGCAAAUACGCACACGUAUACACAUUCAUGUUGAUUUUGAUAAGAUUUGGACAGGCUGAAAUAGUGCCAUACUAUAAUCAUAUAACAGAAACAGGCAGGAGGGAAAUGCGAGAUGUUAAUCUGUCUAGUGCAUUUCCCAGCCAGGAGGCACGGUCAGCUGUACCUAGGCUGGUCUUUAAAAUAGUAUUUUGUAUGGAAAAAAAGAAAAGACUAACCGUCCGGUUUCCAUCUCUACUGAGAGAUGAAAGCCUGUUACACAUCUUGAAAAGACUUUUCAAAUCAGAAUACCAAGUUGCCAGAAAAACUGUGUGAUUGGGAAAGUAGGAGUGCAUUGAAUUCUUCCUUACAGGUACUGGUCUAAAGCCAUGUCUGUUCCCCAGCAAGAAAUUUUACAGCCCCUGUGAUGUAAAAUACUUCCAAAAAAGUUUAUGCUAAAAUUUUCAAUGCAGCUCCUCUGUUUUUGUGAUACCUGGGCAAUUUACAAAAAGCAUUAUUAAAGGAAGCAGCCCAGAACACACUGAAAGUCAUCCCAUGUAGUAGGUGGUAAGCCAGUUCCCCACAAAUUGAUGAAUUUGAAGACCCCAGCUGAAGACCUAAACCUUCCACAAGUGAUGAGGAUGCUUAGAAGCCUUUUGCAGCACCUCAGUUCCCAUCUCUUGGAGGAAAUAGGGCUUGGGAGGAAAUGUUAGGCCCCUUCAUUGUCCUUUAAAAAUUGGUGGCCUCUUCAGGCUCCUUCUGCCAGAUCAGGAGCCAGCUGAGACCAGUUGCAAUGUGUUUCUCCAUUGUUUUUCUUGUCUAGUAGCUAUUUAAACAUGAACACUUGCUUCCACUAGUAUGAGUGAAGAGUUUUUACUCCGCAGAACUCCUGCCUAUGCAGCCCUAAUAUUAAAUAUACAAGACAGUGAUAAACGGUCUUACUUCCUGCAUUUCUAUUUAUAGCUAGAUCUGAGUCUUCACGGUCCCACCAAUUGCACUAAUUGUCUUACCAACUGGUCUUCCUAGCUGCUUCUAUGUGUUGGCCCAAGUUGCCAAAAAAAUGCAUCAGAUUCCUGCAGCACAGCAGCUGUUUUUCCCCCAUCUUCUCUUCCAUUGUGAAGCUAGAUACAUCUGCAUUAUCUCCAGCUUAGAUCUGAAUCAGGAAAGCAACCAGUAGCCUUUAUUUAGCACUUUGCAUGCUGGAAAUGCAGUUAUGGUUCUACAGGUGCAGACCUGGCAUUAGGAUUUAGCCUGCUGCCUGUGGCGUGUAAAUCUCAAGUGGAAUUUGUUUGUUUUUCACCAUGGUUCACUGGUUUCAAGACACAAGCUGGCUGAUGCUAAUGGUGUGCUGGUUUAGAUACCACCUUCCAAUUCCUGUGAUGCCUUCAGUGUACAUGUCAGUCCUGUAACUGCUCUUGUAAUUGCAUUUUGUCUGAAGUGCGUUAUAUUGCAGGACAAGCUUGCUUUUUUUUUUUUUUUUUUUUUUAAGAAAAAACCUGUAGCUUAGGCUGCGCUGCUGAAAGGAGCCAGGAGAGAAUUAUCCACCCAAACCCCAGUGGAAUUGGGGGACUUACUUAAGCUUUUUUUAGACCCCUGUGCAAGCACCAGCUGUAAUCAGCUAUUUAAGGCAGAGAUCUUAGCAUGUGCAGUGCUACAUAUUUCCACUCAAAAUGCAGUUUUCUGUACACAGGACACCUUCUUAAACAGAUCUCUUGCCCCUGCAUUUGGGAGAUUAUAUAUACAGUGGUUUAUUAGGGAGAAGUAAUAUUUUGAUGCAUUUUAAUACAUUAAGCUUUGCAAAUCUAGAAUAUCUGAGGGGAGGGGAGAGAUUACCGGAUUAUUUUAUGAAAACGUGAGCAAAAUUGUCAACUACAGUCUGUUUUCAGAGCUACCUGUUCAACUCCAUUGUCCUCAAAUUACCUUCUUUCUGGAGUUGCACAGCAACCUGACAAUGAGCAAAAAGGCUUCGCUGCUGCAAACGAGGAAAGAUUUCAUAACCUACUUUGAGCCCCAGAUCCCCAGCUGGGUUUUCAGGCCUCGUAAUCUUUUUACUCAUCAGCUGGAUAAGUUUUGACCUGUGUGGAUGCCAUAUUGCUAUUUCUGCAGCGUGUGUUUAAGAAGCAAACUUCAUACAGGUUAAGGCCCUUCACAGGUGAAGACCGACAUGGUCAACAAAGUUGUCUGUCACUUUUGCCAGUUGAGAACUGGUUUGUUUUGUUUUUUGGUUUUUUGGUUUUUUUGUGGUUUGUUUUUUUUUUUUUUUCCCCUACUGGAAGACACUCCACUCUUCUUUGAGAUGGAGUAAACAAACAUAUGUUGUACUGCAGUCUGCCACACUUCAGUCAGAUGUCUCCUUGAAAAAUGCUCUUUUAGUGUUUGAGUACAAAAGUGCCCUCAAUAAGAAGAAAGUAAAACCAAGAGGUCUUUUUUUUUUUGAUGGUGUCUGAGUUUCAUCCCUUGCUUACUUGUCCGAUAAUUAGGCUUUUGAAAAGAAUGUUGUGUGCUAAUUGGAGUAUGACAUUUACUUUUACUGAUCUGCAAAUUCCAGAGAUAUUCUGAUCUUUAUUGCACUUCAGCUCCAUUUUAUUCCCUUAUGAUAAUCUUCAAGAAGUCUGGUUCUGCUGCGUUAGAGAUUGAUUUCACUGUCCGUACAAUGUUUGCUACUAUUGUAGUGUGACUUUUUAUUUUCGUUUUUUAAAAUUUGUAUUGGUACAGCCUUAAACUUACAGAAUUAAAGACCAUUUAAAAAAUAAUCAAGAUAGUCAUUGAUGUCUGUGAUAAGUGCAUGCUUUAUUGACAGUAUUUUGUCUGUAAUUAGGUGUAGCAACCAAGUCUCAUGUGUUUAAUAAACUGUUUUCUGCAAA
Aquila chrysaetos chrysaetos is the source of this 15637-nucleotide messenger RNA. Its product is annotated as KIAA1958 ortholog. Lineage: Eukaryota; Metazoa; Chordata; Aves; Accipitriformes; Accipitridae. The record is from RefSeq and is a predicted model, not a curated record. The coding region runs from base 333 to 2537 and encodes 734 amino acids. The transcript is spliced from 4 exons.